Molecule: messenger RNA, 919 nt
Organism: Vicugna pacos (alpaca)
Lineage: Eukaryota; Metazoa; Chordata; Mammalia; Artiodactyla; Camelidae
Gene: UBD
Product: ubiquitin D
Biological process (GO): positive regulation of canonical NF-kappaB signal transduction; response to tumor necrosis factor; ubiquitin-dependent protein catabolic process
Cellular component (GO): nucleus
Molecular function (GO): protein binding; proteasome binding
Source: RefSeq, a predicted model, not a curated record
AUAAAAACAAAGGGCACAGGAAAUCUUACCAUAGUCAGCAGGCUGGGGUUUUCCAGUUUAGCUGCUUAUAUAAACUGCAUUCCAGAUCCCUUUCUGUCUCCUGAUUCUGCUCCUUUGUUCGCAGAGAUGGCUUCCUGCCUCUGUGUGGUCCAUUCUGAGCAAUGGAAUUCAAUGACCUUCAAUGCCAACUUGGAAGACAGAGUGAAGAAGAUCAAAGAACAUGUCCGGUCUAAGACCAAGAUUCCCGUGCAGGAGCAGGUCCUCCAGCUGGGCUCCAAGACCCUAAAGCCCCAGAGAACCCUGUCAUCUUAUGGUAUCGACAAGGAGACGACUAUCCACCUCACCCUGAAGGUGGUGAAGCCCAGUGAUGAGGAGCUGCCCGUGGUUUUGGUGGAGUCAGGUGCUGAGGGGCAGAGGCACCUCCUCCAGGUGCGGAGGUCCAGCUCAGUGGCCCAGGUGAAGGAGAUGAUUAAGGAGAAGACCGCUAUAAUUCCUAAGAAGCAGAUUGUGACUUGCAAUGGAAAAAGAUUGGAAGAUGGGAAGAUUCUGGGAGAUUAUGGCAUCAGAAAGGGCAAUAUACUCUUUCUGACACCUCACUGCAUUGGCGGGUGACAGCAAUAAAAAAAAUGGCCUUAUUUUCGACUACUUCUUACUCACUAAUAAUUACUCAUAUUACUGAUAAUGUCCCCAAAUUAAUGAGAAAGAUCAGUAGAAAGAAGAUUUGGUCUGGACUGGGGAGGAAGACUGUAGCAUAUUUCUGACUCUUUGAUUCCUUGAUUCUAACAUGAUUGAAUAAGUUUCAGGACAGGGAAUAACAUUUAAUCCUUUCUUGGUUCCCUCUGAUUCUUAGAAAAACUCCUAUUUCUUUUCCUAUCCAACAAUAAAGUAAGUUUUAGGUUGGGACCUAUGUUUUACUAAA